AUGCAAAAUCUUUCUUUAUACAAUACACGAACAAUAUCAUUAUCUGAUUUAACUGGUGUUAAUGUUGUUAGACAUUUUGCUAUUGAUUCAGACAAACAAAUAAUCUAUCUGUUAACUUCUCAUUCUAUAUAUUCAUUAACAUUAGAAAAUGAAAAAAUUAAAUCUAUUUAUUCAUCAACUGAUCAAACAAUAAUAUUAGAAGAUUUAUGUUAUCUUUCUGAAUUAAAUCAUUUAUGUUUAGGUUUAUCAAAUGGUGAUUUAAUAUCAUUACAAUUUGAAAAUGAUUUUGAUGAAAAUAUUAAUGUUAUUGGUACAUUAGAAGAAUGUAUACAUGAAUUAAAAUCAAGUCCAGAUCAACAAAUACUUAUUGCUUUAACAAAUACAAAAGUACUUUUACUUUCAACAUAUAAUGAUUAUGAACCUAUUGCUGAAACAUUACUUGAUACAAGUGAUUUUGGUGAACAACAAUUAGUAAAUGUUGGUUGGGGUUCAAAAACAACACAAUUUCAUGGUUCAGUUGGUAAAAAAGCUGCUCUUGAAACUGUUAAUGUCGUUACAACAAAAUUAAAAUCUGAUGAUGAUGAUGGUCGUAGUCAUAUUGUUUGGCGUGAUGAUGGUGAUUUAUUUGCUGUAUCAUUUAUUUCGUUAACAAAUCAAUGGCGUACAAUAAAAAUUUUCAAUAAACAAGGUCAAUUACAAGCCACAAGUGAAAUAUCAUUAAAUGGUUAUAUUGAAUCAGCUAUAGCAUGGAAAAUAAGUGGAGAAUUAAUUGGUGCUGCAAUGAGAUUUAAUAAUGGACAAAAAUUAACAAUAAGUUUUUUAGAAAAAAAUGGUCUUAAACAUGGAGAAUUAGUUUUAGAAACAGGAGAAAAUAUUAAAAAAUAUGUUCAACAUUUAGCAUGGAACAAAGAUUCAACGAUUCUUGCUCUUGUUCUUCGUCGAGAGAAUGAUUCAUAUAUUCAAUUAUGGUCAUUAAGUAAUUAUCAUUGGUAUUUAAAACAAUCAUUUUCAUUUCCGUCCAUUAAUAUUCAAGCACUUCUAUGGGAUAUUGAUAUAAAUAAUAAACUUCAUUUCAUAACUGAUAAUGGUCAAUAUCAUUCAAUGUCUUGGUCAUGGAUAAGUCAAGUUAGUUAUACAAAUACUCGUUCACUUGUUUUUCUUAUUGAUGGUUGUCAUUUAUUUGUAUCGAAUUUUACUCAUUCAUCAAUUCCACCACCAAUGUCUUCAUAUGAAAUUAUUUGUCCAUUACCUAUACUUGCUAUUGCUUUUGAUGAUGAUCAUGAUAAAUUAAUUCUCAUACUUUCUGAUGGUUCUUUAGCAAUAUGUGGUUCAUCAUCGAGUCUUACUAAUUAUCGUACAAUAAUUCAUCUAUCAGAAAUAAAAUCUGUUCAUUAUGUUACAUCAUUAAUAUCUUCAUCUGAAUCACCAAUUAAAAAUAUUCAUAAUGCAACACAUUAUCGUCUUAUUAAUCAAGAAUUUUAUUUUAUUGAAAAUUCUCAUUUACAUAUAUAUAAUCUUGAAAAUAAAACAAAAAUUAGUUUAUUAUUAAAUUUUAAUUGUUUAACAACUGCAAUUGAUAAUGAAGAAAUUAAACAUUUAUAUUUACAAGAUGAACAUGGAAAAAUAUUUCGUUUAGAUAAUAAUGAAUUACAUGCUAAAAUGCAUUUUCCUCGAGCAUGUUCACAUUUUUCAGUUAUAUUAAAUGGACGAUUUGUUGGUUUAACAGAAAAUUAUCGUUUAUAUUUAAAUACAAUUGAAUUAGCACAUAAUUGUAAUUCAUAUUUUAUUCAUGAUAAAACAAUACUUGUUUAUUCAACAUUACAACAUCAAUUAAUAUUUCGAUCAUUAAUUAAUGAUGAAAAUACUGCAGAAAUUAGUCAUCGAAGAACUGGUAAAUAA
Molecule: messenger RNA, 1899 nt
Organism: Rotaria sp. Silwood2
Lineage: Eukaryota; Metazoa; Rotifera; Eurotatoria; Philodinida; Philodinidae
Source: the annotation of a GenBank genome assembly